AUGUUGGAUGCUAUCUGGUUGUCGGAAGAGGAGCUGGGAAUGCUGUUCGGCCCCUCCUUACAUGGGGCCGACAGUCCAUCCAGCCGAAAGUCGAUGAGCCAAACCCCACCGACCGUCAAACGUUCGGUUAACAAGACGAGAAAAAAGACAGGUAUGUAUGCGGCGAAGACCAAGCCUAACAUGUUGCUACCUAAAGUCGUCCCCGCUCGCUGCGGCUACCGAACGGGCAAAUGUCCGAACGUACAGGCGUUUAAACGCAAUGGGAAGCUGCACAAGCUGUGUGAGUUCCACCGCGAGCGUGCCAACUUGAAUCAAAAGAAGUUGGACCGCAAGAAGCGGAUGCAGCGCUCCAAGCUCUCAACUACUGGGUCGCCGACCCCUUCCUCGUGCACCUCUCUCUCGUCGGAGACGGAAACCUGCAGCCUCAGUGCUGGCUGCUCACCGUGCACCGUUGAAGUCGUGGUUUCCAGCAGCAUGUUUGACAAGACCCAUCCCAAGGACGAGCUCGACAUGGACGUCAUCCUACCCACCAAUCUACACGAAGCUCCGUUGGUGCUCAGUCAUGAAGAGCUCGCUAUCUUCUGCAGCCUCAUGACCUUUGAUGCCAAUCACCAUCGAGAUGUAGCGAGUCGAGAGUUGCCGGGCCACACACCAUCGUGCCAUAAUUACACGAGGACCGUGUGA
Molecule: messenger RNA, 684 nt
Organism: Peronospora matthiolae
Lineage: Eukaryota; Oomycota; Peronosporomycetes; Peronosporales; Peronosporaceae
Source: the annotation of a GenBank genome assembly